Drosophila nasuta is the source of this 1055-nucleotide messenger RNA. RefSeq names its product D-aminoacyl-tRNA deacylase (gene Dtd). Gene Ontology annotation, cellular component: cytoplasm. The transcript is spliced from 4 exons. Gene Ontology annotation, biological process: tRNA metabolic process. The record is from RefSeq and is a predicted model, not a curated record. Gene Ontology annotation, molecular function: D-tyrosyl-tRNA(Tyr) deacylase activity. Lineage: Eukaryota; Metazoa; Arthropoda; Insecta; Diptera; Drosophilidae. The coding region runs from base 84 to 560 and encodes 158 amino acids.
ACAGCUUAUCGAAAACAAUGCUCUCAAAAGACAGUUGCGAGUUGUAUCUAAAAGUAGGGUUUUUGUGUUAAAUUCUUUCGAAAAUGCGAGCUGUUAUCCAACGAGUUAGGGCAGCCAAAGUCACAGUGCUUGAUGAACUUAUCUCUUCCAUUGGGCCCGGUCUUUGCGUUCUUGUGGGCAUCAAAAGCAGCGAUACAACAACAGAUGUUGAGUAUCUAGUGCGUAAGAUUCUUGCAUUGCGGUUGUUCGAGGAGGAAGGUAAACGUUGGCAAAAGUCUGUCAAGGAUUUGCAGCUGGAUAUUCUAUGUGUCUCACAAUUCACACUAUAUCAUCGUCUAAAAGGCAACAAGCCAGACUUCUCGGCUGCCAUGAAAGGUGAUGAAGCUAACCAGCUAUACAAUCAUUUUCUGGAUCGUUUGCGUCAGUCAUACGAUGCCAGUAAAAUUAAAGAUGGCAAGUUUGGUGCCUAUAUGCAGGUGCAUAUAGAGAACGAUGGACCAGUAACCAUCGAGCUGGAAUCGCCGUUACCAAAGCAGAUCGAGGAAUGUGUAGACAAAUAAUUAGCAAAUUAGCAUAUUUUGUAAUAAAAUGAACUAUGUGUAAAUCGUGUUCACUAUAUUUUUGUUUUGUAUAGGCAGCAACUUAAAUCUACAAAUGUAUUUAUAUAUCCGUAUGUGAUUUCUUAAGCUUCUAACAUCUCCAAGUCCUCCACUCCCAGACCUUCCUCGAGUCUCUUUUCUAAUUCGCGUGCAUCGACAUAUGUGAUCUCCUCCUCGGGCAGAUCCUCCUCCAUAAGCGCUGCCUCUUCGGCCUCCUCCUUGGCACGACGCUCUUUCAAGCCGGCAGCAGGCGAGCGGAUGAGCGACAUAUUGCGUUGCACAUCCUUGACAUCCAUUUGGAUUUCGACCUGUCGUCCCUUGCGCAGACGUUCCAUGACAAAGUGCUUCUCGCGUCGCUCCUUAAUCUCGGUAACCUUCUUGAUGGCUUCGAGGGCCUUCUGCCAAGUCUCGCGACUGUAUUUGAUGGGUACAUUGCGACGCUUCUCGAACUCGAAA